Molecule: messenger RNA, 2018 nt
Organism: Paramecium pentaurelia
Lineage: Eukaryota; Ciliophora; Oligohymenophorea; Peniculida; Parameciidae
Source: the annotation of a GenBank genome assembly
AUGCAAUAUAUUUAGAGUAAAUUGCCUUUGAUCAUUUUGUGUAAAUAUUUAUUUAUAUGAAGUAAUAAAAAGCUUAGAUAUCUUUGGAUAAUCCAUAACAUUAAAUAUUAACAAACAAAAAGCAUAUAAAACAGUUUUUGGUGGUAUUUCAUCAAUAUGUCUAAUCUUUAUUUUGAUUACAAUAUUUCAAUCCAAUAUUGUAGACUUUUUCAAAAAAUCAGAUGUUGUAUUCUAUACAAAAACUGAAUUUGAUCCUAAUCCUGAUUAAAUUAAAUUGAAUAUCUAAAAUUAUAUGGUAGCAUUUUCGAUUGAAUAAUUGAAUUUUGUCACCAAUCCUAUGUUUAAUAUUACAAUUGAAUAAAGGUAAUAAAUUAUAUAUUAAAUAAGACAUUAUUCUAGAGACUAAUUUGGCAAUUAAAUUAAAAAUAUUCAAUAUUUAUAAUUAGAACCAUGCACUUUAGAUCAUUUUGAAUUUCUUUUAUCUUAGCCUGAUUCUGAUUUUGAAUCACAAUACAAAUAACUUGAAUUAAAUAAUUGGCUUUGCCCAUAGUAAAUUAAUAUAUAUAUCUUUUUAAGGAAGGACUUUUAAUUCAAUUUAGAAGGAACAUUUACAAGCACAUUAUUUUAAUUUCUAAGAGUUGUUGUAAGUGAUUGUGAUGAUUCCAAAAAUGGGUAUAUGAAUUGGAAACCUAAAUGUGCAACAUAAUAAUAAAAAUAGGAUCAUUUAAAUGACUAAGGAUAAUUUAAAUUGUAGAUCUAUUAAGUUAAUUCUGUUGUUAAUCCUAAAUCUCCUGAACAAUAUUAUUAACCCUAUCUUGAUGGAGAAAUGUAUUUUACAUUCGUUCCUUAUAAAUUAUCAAGAUAAACAAAUCUAUAUUAUAGAAAAUAUUAAUUUGAAAAUGAUGAUUCAUUAAUGCCAUUUUUUAAGUAAUUUAAAAUAUAGAUAGUUAUUUAGGUCUAUAAAUGAUAAAGAAUUAAUUGUCAGAUAAAGUGUAGAUUAUAGAGACUUAACAGAAAUUGGUAGAGAUACAGAUCGAAAUUAUGCUAUAGUUUAUCUGAGAAGAAGUUAAUUCUCAGAAUAUAUUAAUAGAAGAUUUAUGAAAAUUGAUGAAUUAUUGGCAUUUUUAGGUGGAUUCUUAUAAAUAAUGAUUACUGGUUUUGGAGUAUUUAUAAUGUAUUAUAAUAAAUUGUAAUGUAAAUCAUUAUUUAUAAUAAUAUUUUUAGUGUAAAUAGAAUUAUCUAAUAAAUUGUAUAAUUUUUCUAAGAAAUUUAAUAAAACUGCCUCCUUUAAAAAAUCAAUGAAAUAAACUGUUAAUGCAUCUAUAUAAAAUGAAUCCAAGAUUCCUAUUAAAGAAGUUUAAGAAGUAAAAAAUCAUAAUACAUUGAUGAAUGAAAAGGAGGAAAUAUCCAUUACUUAAUCAAUAUUAAAUCUAUUUGAAAAAUCUACUAAAUUAAAAUUAACCCCAAAAUCUUUAAUUAAUUAUUUAUCCUUUGGAUACUUAUUUAAUGAUUAAGAAACAAAGAUUUUUAAUAAAGCAAUGUAAAUUUUUAUUUUUAUUUUAUUUAGGGUAAGGGUUGACUAAAGUUUAGAUAUUUAAGAAAUAUUAUAUUAGUUACAAGAAAUAAAUAAAUUAAAAACAUUAAUGCUAAAAAAACAAUAAAUUAUACUAUUUAAUUUUACAUAAAAACCAAAUUUGACUUUGGAAGAUGAAGAAUAACUUCCUAGUAGAAUGUUAAUUGAAUAGCAUUUAAUAGAAGAUGAUAAAGAAGAAUUCAAUAAAGAAUUAGUCAUAAAAGAUCUUUAUAUUGUAAAUAUUAUAUAUUAUUAAUCAAGGCUUGGCAAGAAAUAAAAUCUAAUUAAAGUUAAAAUAUUUGCUAAUAAGAAUUAAACAAUAAACUUAAUCAAGAAUUAGGUAAUGAAAUUUAAAAAGUGUUUGAUGAUUAUGUAAAGGCAUAAAGUGAUCAUACUAUUAAAAAAAUAGAAGAACAACAACUACUAUUACCUUAAGUAGAAUGAA